Molecule: messenger RNA, 974 nt
Organism: Cuscuta epithymum
Lineage: Eukaryota; Viridiplantae; Streptophyta; Magnoliopsida; Solanales; Convolvulaceae
Source: the annotation of a GenBank genome assembly
AAUGACUUCACUUCUUUUCAUAGUUUUUUUCUUUCUUUGCUAUCUUCUUGGGAUAUGAUUUAAUUGUUCUGUGAUAUAAUAAUCACAAACUAGGCGCCAUAUACUCCCUCCCGAUCUCCAAUUUUCUUUUAUUCUUUCAGUUUAUAUCAGAAUCUAUUGAUUCUCUAAUGGAUACAAGGGCAGCCUGCGAGAUACCAUCAUGUCUGGCCACUAGUAGAAAAACGUCAAUUAGAGGCGCUUCAUCUGAGGAGCAGCUCAUUCAUUCAACAGAACCACACCAAUUCAUUCCCAGUAUAUACAGUAUCCGUAGAUCGAAGGAUGUAGUCUAUCUUCUAUCAUUUUCCCUGUUUAUGCAGAUAAGGCAUAAUGUAUAAAAAAAAUAGAAGUUGGAUGUAUGAUAAAGAUGCGGUAUUGUACGGAAUGCAAUCAAAUUUUCUCGAGGGAGUCGGGGAAUUUAUUGAAUUUGCACUUGAACAUCCGGCUUAUAUGAGUGGUGAUAAAAUAAGAUGUCCAUGUUCAAAGUGUAAAAAUCUCAAAUUUAAAGACCCACACGAAGUUGGGUAUGAUUUGUACGCGGUCGGUUUUGUUCCCAAUUAUUAUAAUUGGACUUCUCACGGCGAACCUUUGGAUCCAUCUGUUAUACCACAAACGGUAGGUUCGUCUCGUUACGUCCCUCCAGAGAUGAGUGCGUGGGGAGACCGUGCUGAAAUGAGGUGGGACCAACAAAUGGUAUAUGACGCAUACGGUGUACCGUCUCAAUUCAACCCCCCACAACCACCUAACGACCCCCCUGAAGCCUCAACCUCGUAUCAACCAGAUGCGGAUGAAAAUCCGACAUUUUAUCAACCUUAUGUGGAUGAAGGUUUGGCUGAGAGAUUUCAGGAUGUUCUAAAAGCUGUCGACCAACCUCUGUAUGCUGAUUGUGAGGGAUACUCUCAGCUAUCCGCUGUUACUGAGUUCAUGAACAUAAAAGC